This is a messenger RNA of Sardina pilchardus (European sardine), 579 nucleotides long. It is a transcript of the gene eny2, whose product is annotated as ENY2 transcription and export complex 2 subunit. Gene Ontology annotation, cellular component: nuclear pore; SAGA complex; DUBm complex. Bases 161 to 448 code for a protein of 95 amino acids. Lineage: Eukaryota; Metazoa; Chordata; Actinopteri; Clupeiformes; Clupeidae. Gene Ontology annotation, molecular function: transcription coactivator activity; chromatin binding. The record is from RefSeq and is a predicted model, not a curated record. Gene Ontology annotation, biological process: regulation of transcription by RNA polymerase II; poly(A)+ mRNA export from nucleus; positive regulation of DNA-templated transcription. The transcript has 5 exons.
CUAUUGGUGCGGACGUGUUCACCACUGUUGCGGCUCGGGUGGUAUACUGCAGCAGGCAGCAAGGGAAAAGGAUUGCUCGUGGGUCGGGUCCCACGGUUUCUCUCUAGCAUACACUUCUGAACUAUGCUUGUUUUUUCAGCUGUUCUGGUAACCACAAAACAUGAGUAAAGAUUCUCAAAUGAGGGCUGUAAUCAACCAGAAGUUAAUUGAGAUGGGCGAGAGGGAGAGAUUGAAAGAAUUGCUGCGAGCCAAACUCAUAGAGUGUGGUUGGCGGGACCAGCUCAAAGCCCAUUGUAAAGAGGUAAUCAAAGAGAAAGGUCUGGAGAAUGUGACCGUUGAAGACUUAGUUGCUGGAAUCACUCCCAAAGGAAGAGCUUUGGUUCCCGAUAGUGUGAAGAAGGAACUUCUGCAGAGAAUAAGAGCCUUCCUGGCACAACACGCAACAUAAUGAAAAUACUGAUGAAGGCAUCACAUAAAUAAUGUGAUCCAAUUCCUUAUUGUGAUUAGUUUGUCCUUUCUUUUGUUUUUGUAUAAUUGCUUUAAUUUUUUGCCCGUCAAUAAAAUUUGGACAGUUUUGUA